Messenger RNA from Hemiscyllium ocellatum (epaulette shark), 1142 nucleotides. It is a transcript of the gene rbks, whose product is annotated as ribokinase. The coding region runs from base 275 to 1033 and encodes 252 amino acids. The record is from RefSeq and is a predicted model, not a curated record. Gene Ontology annotation, biological process: D-ribose metabolic process. The transcript is spliced from 9 exons. Gene Ontology annotation, molecular function: ribokinase activity. NCBI's taxonomy places the organism in Eukaryota, Metazoa, Chordata, Chondrichthyes, Orectolobiformes, Hemiscylliidae.
UAUGUCAUUCCCAGCUCAUUAUUCUUCAGAUGAGGUUUAUGAUGUAGUGGUUGUAGGAUCCUGUAUGACUGAUUUGGUCAGCUGGCCAGAGUUUGAAGUUAUCUCCUGAGGCACGACACCUGGAAACCUGAUAUUAGGAACUUGGCAAGAGCAUUUUACACCACGUUUACCUAAAGCAGGAGAAACCAUACAUGGACACAAAUUUUUCAUUGGAUUUGGAGGAAAAGGGGCCAAUCAGUGUAUCCAGGCAGCACGGCUUGGAGCCAAAGCGGCAAUGGUUAGCAAGGUUGGGAAAGAUUCAUUUGGAGAUAAUUACAUCGAAAACUUCAAAAAUAAUGGCGUGUCUACAGAAUAUGUGGGUCAAACAGAUGAAGCAUCGACCGGAGUUGCCCCUAUUACAGUGAACGACGAAGGACAGAAUGCAAUCGUUAUAAUAGCUGGUGCAAACCUGUUAUUGAAUUCGGAAGAUUUGGAGAAAGCUUCCAGAGUAAUCUGUUGUGCAAAGGUGGUUGUCUGUCAGUUAGAAAUUCGACCUGCCAUCACUUUAGAAGCCUUGAAAAUAGCUCACAAAGCUGGAGUGAAAACUAUCUUCAAUCCUGCACCUGCUGUUGCUGACCUUGAUCCUGAGUUCUACAAAGAGAGUGAUGUCUUCUGUUGCAAUGAGACUGAGGCAGAGAUUCUAACAGGCAUUGAAGUGUGCAACAUUGAGGAUGCUGGAAAGGCAGGCUCCAUUCUGCUGGAGAAGGGCUGCGGUUCGGUGAUCAUCACUCUGGGAGCAGAGGGCAGUGUGCUAAUGUCGCAGGGCAAACGGACUCCUCACUAUAUUCCCACAAAAAAAGUAAAGGCAGUGGAUACUACGGGUGCAGGCGACAGCUUUUUGGGUGCUCUGGCAUUCUACAUGGCAUAUUAUCCUUGCAUGGAACUGGAAGAAAUGAGCAGAAGGGCCUGUGACAUCGCUUCAGUGAGUGUUCAAUCACAAGGAACUCAAGCUAGCUACCCCUACAGAGCACAGCUCCCCCAGGAACUCUUUUAGAAGAAAGUAAAAUGAAGGAACAGACCAUUCAACUUGGUUCUAGCCAUUGCUCAUUUUAUUGAUUUUGUUUUUAAAUAACUGUUAAGUGUAAAUAAAAGUGUAAAAAUGA